Messenger RNA from Mitosporidium daphniae, 363 nucleotides. RefSeq lists its product as uncharacterized. The transcript is spliced from 3 exons. The coding region runs from base 1 to 363 and encodes 120 amino acids. The record is from RefSeq and is a predicted model, not a curated record. NCBI's taxonomy places the organism in Eukaryota, Fungi, Microsporidia.
AUGAACCCCAAAUUUCAUGUUCCUAUUGUCAAAGAUAUGCUCAAGCGUAGCUUCUAUCGAUCUACUGCGUUGGCAUUGGGCACUGGAAUUGUAUUCGCUGAAAUAUACUAUCGAACAUAUGUUAUUCCUCAUCGCAAAAGUAGAGAAGAUACAUUUUCUCUUGCACUCACUCGCUUGACUGAGGAGCGUCGGCAAUGGAGAAAAGACCAUCCUUUUGGAUUUUACGCCAAGCCUGAUACUAACGAUGAUGGCUCUAUGAAUCUCCUUCAAUGGAAAUGUGGGAUCCCCGGAAAAGAAAAUGUACUUAAUGCACCUUUUUAUGAUAGACUCCCUGGGCUGGAGGUGUCUAUAAGCUCACUAUGA